Lecanosticta acicola is the source of this 1787-nucleotide messenger RNA. The record is from the annotation of a GenBank genome assembly. Lineage: Eukaryota; Fungi; Ascomycota; Dothideomycetes; Mycosphaerellales; Mycosphaerellaceae.
AUGCAGCCAUUGACGAUUGUUGUUGCGCUGGUCGCCUUGGUCGGCUUUGCUCUGCUCAGUCUCCUCAACGCACUACGAUCAACGCAUGCCUGGAAGGUCAGGUCUACUGAGCCUCCUGGCCCGGAACUUGUACCAUGGGUGAGUCGAUGCUGAUACACGCGAAUAGAGAUUCAUCGCUAAGUCAAGUCGUUAGAUCGGUAGAAUCCAUGACCUACCCAUUCAGUACAUGUGGCUCAAGUUCAAGGAAUGGGCAGACAUUUAUGGCCCUAUCUACCGCACAAAGAUGCUCGGCGCGAAUUUCAUCAUCAUCUCCGACGAGAAGGUCGCGGAAGACAUUCUUGUUAAGAGAGGGAAAUAUCAUUCCGACCGUCCACAGAUGAAGUCGCUCUUCGACUCUAAGAGCUCAACUGGUACCAUGGAAUAUCUACCUUUGAUGGGCAAGAACAGUACGUCUUUGCAUUUGUGAGUACUAUAUUGGUGCUGAUCGAAAACUCCAGUGUACUGGGCUCGCCAACGCAAGUUUGCGCACUCUUACAUGACCGAAGCAUCCAACGCGCAAUAUAACGGUAUCAUGUAUCACGAGACCAAGCGCUGGCUCAUGCGUCUCUUGCAAAACCCGGACGAUUUCGCCUUCUCCCUCGAAGACAUGGCUUCCAAGGUUAUGUGCCGGUUGACAUGGGACGACGACACCCUCAGUGAGCCCAUGACGCCGUCCGCCUGGGGCCUCUUGACGCAAAUGUCACCCGCUGGGCCUAUCACGAAUGUCAUCACUCCGCUGUGGGACUGGAUUCCAGAGCCUGUCAACCCCUGGAAGCUCGCCGAGCGGAAGCGUCACGAUGAACAACAGCGAUGGUGGAUGGAUCGGAUUACUACCGUCCGCGCCAACAUGGCGAAGGGCCAAGCGCGAUCAUCCUGGACAAAGACCUACCUAGAAGGCGGCCGCAACGGCAAUCUAUCCGGAGACUACGAGGCGUCCUGUGCUCUUGGCAUGAUGGCUCUCGUCGGCGUCUUCACCGUUGCCGGACCAUUGUACUAUUUCCUCCUAGCCAUGGUUUACCAUCCAGAGUGGCAGAAAAAGUGCCAGGAAGAGAUUGAUACGGCAUGCGGAGGCCGCAUGCCCGAGCUCUCCGACAUGCCGAAUCUUCCAAUCUUGCGUGCUUGCAUCAAGGAGACCAUGCGAUGGAAGCCAAACGUCCCCACCGGAGUCGCGCACGAGACCGAGCAGGACGACUUUUAUGAAGGCUAUCUCAUCCCCAAGGGUUCGCGCAUCCUGCCUCUGGACUGGUGAGUUAUGAGAGAUCUCUUCCCGUCGCUAGUGUCUAGACUGACGAUAUAACAGGGCAUUCCUCCGCAAUCCCGUCAAAUACCCCGACCCAGAGACCUUCCGACCAGAGCGGUGGCUUGAAGCUGGUUGGCCUACCUUCCAGGAGCCACUGACUCAAUACCCCACCAUCAUGAACAUGACUUCUUUCGGCUGGGGCCAGCGCGCAUGCCUGGGUCAGACAAUCACGCGAGACGAGACUGUUGUCGCCUGCGGUGGCCUCCUCUGGGGCUUCAACCUGGUCCGGAAGCGCGACACGAACGGCCGCCCGAUCGACCCACCUCUCAACAAGUCCAACUCCCUCCUCAUCAUCAAGCCGGACCCCUUCGAGAUGUCAUUCGAAGCUCGCAGUGAGAGCAGACGCGCGGAGAUCAUGCACAACUGGGCCGAGACAGACGAGGCGGACAAAGUUGCCCGCGCGACGUUCGCAAAGCACGCGGCGGCCGCCCUUCGAGCCGGCGCAUAA